AUGGCCCCGCUCCCGGCCCCCCCGCGCCGCCCCCGGCCCCGGCCCCGGCCCCGGCCCCGCUCCCGGGCCCGGAUCCCGCUCCCGGUGUCGCUGCUGCUCCCGUUGCUGCUCCCGUCGGUCGCUGCCUUCAACCUGGAGGCGUCGCGGCCCGAGAUUUUCCGCGGGGCCCCCGGGUCCCUUUUCGGCUUCGCUCUGGAUUUUUACCUGCCCGAGCCCCGCAGUGUCAGCAUCCUGGUGGGGGCCCCCAAGGCCAACACGAGCCAGCCCAAUGUGACCCAGGGGGGGGCCGUGUUCCACUGCCCGUGGCCCCCCGGGGGCGACUGCACCCCCAUCGACUUCGACCACAUCGGGACCCGGACCCACGACUUUGGGGGCAACAGCAGCGACGGCGCCGAGCCCGUGGAGUUCAAAUCCCUGCAGUGGUUCGGGGCCACCGUGAGGGCCCACAACGGGUCCAUACUGGCCUGUGCCCCCCUGUACAGCUGGAGCCCCCCCAAGGACGAGGGGGGGGCGCGGGAGCCCGUGGGCUCCUGCUUCCUCUCCAUCGGCAACUUCUCCAAAUUCGUGGAGUACGCUCCCUGCCGCUCAGACCUGAACUCGGCGGCAGGACAGGGUUACUGCCAGGGGGGCUUCAGCGCCGAGUUCACACAGACCGGGCGGGUGCUCCUGGGGGGGCCUGGCAGUUACUUCUGGCAAGGGCAGGUGAUGUCGGCGACUCAGGAACAAAUCACGGCCGGGAACUUCCCCGAGUACCUGAUCCAGGCGGUGCCGGGACAGCUCCAGACGCGCCAGGCGGCCCCGAGCCACGACGACAGCUACAUGGGGUACUCGGUGGCAGUCGGGGAGUUCAGCGGUGACAGCACACCAGAUUUCGUGGCCGGUGUCCCCAAGGGCAACCUCACCUAUGGCUAUGUCACCAUCCUCAAUGGCACCAACAUGAGGUCCCUGUACAACUUUUCGGGGGAGCAGAUGGCCGCGUAUUUUGGCUACGCCGUGGCCACCACUGACGUCAACAACGACGGACUCACGGACCUGCUGGUGGGAGCCCCCCUGUUCAUGGCCCGGAGCGGUGCUGGGGGGGCUCGGGAGCUGGGCCGGGUGUACCUGUACCUGCAGGGGGGGGGUGGGACCCCCCCCGAGCCCCCCGGGCCCCCCCUGACCGGGCAGCACGAGUUCGGGAGGUUCGGCAGCGCCAUCGCCCCCCUGGGGGACCUGGACCGGGACGGAUACAACGACGUGGCCGUGGGGGCCCCGCUGGGGGCCGAGGGUCGCCGGGGGCUCGUGUUCAUUUUCCGGGGAGGGGGCUCGGGGCUGCACCCCCAGCCCGCCCAGGUGCUGCGGGGGCUGGGGGGGCCCCGGGCCCAGCCCGACUUCUUUGGGGCCGCCCUGCGCGGGGCCACCGACCUGGAUGGCAACGGCUACCCCGAUCUCCUGGUCGGCGCCUUCGGGGCGGACACGGCGCUGGUUUACAGGGGUCGCCCCAUUGUCCAUGCCAGCGCCACCCUGGCCAUUGUCCCCACCAUGAUCAACCCCGAGGAGCGCGGCUGUGUCCUGCCAGGCAGCGGCCACCACGUGCCAUGCAUCAAUGUCACCUUCUGCCUCAACGCCUCGGGACGUCACCUGCCCGGACCCAUCG
Messenger RNA from Cinclus cinclus, 1636 nucleotides. RefSeq names its product integrin subunit alpha 5 (gene ITGA5). Gene Ontology annotation, biological process: integrin-mediated signaling pathway; angiogenesis; cell-matrix adhesion. The annotation marks the transcript as partial. The transcript has 16 exons. Gene Ontology annotation, molecular function: integrin binding. Gene Ontology annotation, cellular component: integrin complex; external side of plasma membrane. Lineage: Eukaryota; Metazoa; Chordata; Aves; Passeriformes; Cinclidae. The record is from RefSeq and is a predicted model, not a curated record.